Toxorhynchites rutilus septentrionalis is the source of this 15479-nucleotide messenger RNA. RefSeq lists its product as uncharacterized. Gene Ontology annotation, cellular component: cytosol. The record is from RefSeq and is a predicted model, not a curated record. Gene Ontology annotation, biological process: dephosphorylation. Bases 1989 to 4730 code for a protein of 913 amino acids. The transcript has 9 exons. Gene Ontology annotation, molecular function: phosphatidylinositol-3,4,5-trisphosphate 3-phosphatase activity; protein tyrosine/serine/threonine phosphatase activity. Lineage: Eukaryota; Metazoa; Arthropoda; Insecta; Diptera; Culicidae.
ACAAAGUGUGUAGAGUUGCGAGUCGUUCGGUCGCCAGCGGUCCGUUGUGCAAGGAAUAUGAAGAAGCGUGCAUAUACUCUGUAAUCGAAUAUAAACAGUUCGUGCGUGCGAGUUUUACCUCCAGCGGAAGUGAGUGUGAUGUGACCGCAUCUGGCCGAGAUACGUACGAGUUGACGCCCUGUAUUGCGUUUUUGCGAUCUGGACUUUCUGACCAGCUCCGUCAAAUUGGAUAGUGUCUUCCUUUAAUCUUCUUUCUCUUGGAAUCGCAUCGUGUUUUCUUCGUGAGAUCAAAUUUGAGAUGUGUGAUGAUUACCACCACUACCAGUGGCGAAGAGAUUUCUGUGCAUGAACGUGAGAGCCGAUUGUGUGUGUGUUUUGAUAUAGGAAGUCAAAUGAAAUCCAGUGCGAGUAGAAAUGCUGCAGUGAUGCAAGACGUGUUGUGCAAGUGUGUGUUAUAAUUAAAAUGUCAAUAUCCAGUUGACAUGACGAGCUACGAUCAUCAUCAGCGACUAUAUCUUUCGGUCUGGCGAGUGCGCGAGCAUCCGCAUUUAACAUUAGCAACAGCGGCGGCAAUAGCAGAGCAAUAUAUAGUAGCAGCAGCAGCAUCAUCGAAACAAGUUUUCGAACGAGACUUCGUCGCAAACUAGGUCUUUCGGGUCAGCCACUAGUAGAGUAGGUAGUGGUUGUGUUGUGUAAUAGCACAAAACAACAGAACCUGGAAUCAAGUUCCAACUUGCCUUCCGAGGGAUCGAACACACUUCCAGAAGCUUUCGGAGAACAAAGAAACCACCCGGGAGGGAGAGAAGGAAAAUAAUAAAAAUAAUUGUGCGAGAAGUGUUGGGUAGAGUGGUCGGUGGUGGUGGUGGUAGUGGUCAGCGGUCAGAGAGCGGUGAGAGAGAGCGCGUGUAGUGAGUGGUGCGCGGUAGCAGCAACAACGACACGGCCGCUGUUGGCGAUGUGUUGGAAUCUACACAGCGGCUGCAUCAGCCUUCGUGUAUGGUGUGAGUGAACAGCGUGUUGCACUCCUUGAUCAUAUAGCCCCCUAUCCGACGACGGGUGUCUCUCCGUGAGGUUGUAUGCGGCGCAGCGAAAAUUCGUGAGGCGAGCCUACCCGCAGCUCGAAACGAAGCAAAAGGUAGUGUUGUGCACCGAUAGUUGUUGAAAGGAGAGAAAAACCGGUGGCUCAGUUCAGUGUAAUCCGGCGUGGAGGAAGGGUAUAAUGAUUGCAAUUAUUAAUUCGUUUCAGCGGUAUUAGUGGAAUUAGAGAAACUUCUAUGUUAUUAAGAAACACCGUCGAGGUGAAAAAGAUGUUCUAUUGUGGUUAUACUGAGCGAAGGGAAUAUAAUCGCAGUGAGGUGAACAAGUGCCACGAGAAGUGAUUCGAUUAUUGAGAGGUUGUGUUCCCUUCAACGAAAAAAAAGCCCAGAGGCAGGAAGUAUUCAAUCUUAGGGUGAACAUGGUUCCAAUCGGGUAAAACCAAAUCGAGUGAGGGAAGAAGAAUCCUUUCCGUUCCUUGAUGUGAGCUGUGGCGUUUCUGUACCGUGUGUUCAAAUAUAACAAAACUGUGCGUUCAAAACAUGUUUCACUAAUGGAAGCAAGUGGUAGAUGCUUUUCGAGGAUUAGUACCAAUCGUGAUACAACAAUCAACGCAUCUAUCCUACCGUUUGAUACAUCUGCAGUGAUCACAGCCGCUUUCUUCCAAAUUUUGCAUGGUGACGACAAGCGGUGUAGUGGAUGCGUUUGUGCCAUUGCCAGUGAGGAAGGCAAUAAUCCCGAAAAGUGUGCCGGUCAAGAAGAUUCGUUUGGUGGUUCUUUCCCAUAGUGAUCGCGAAAAGAAGUAGUGCGUAAGCAGUCCUCGUUUCCGUCCUCGUGAUAGAGUUUCGUUUUCGGGAAGUGGAAAACGCAGCAGAGCUUGGGUGGAAUAAAGUUUGUGCUUCAAAAUAGAGAGCUCCAAGCGCAUCUUCACAUUUCGGAAGCUGCGGGUGUCUAUGGCAAAUACCCUAUCGACGACCAAAAUGACCAAUCCAAUACGAGGACUAGUGAGCAAGCGGAGGAUUCGCUACACCCAGGAUGGAUUCGAUCUGGAUCUCACAUACAUUAAUGAUCGGAUUAUCGCUAUGGGCUACCCGGCGGAGCACAUGGAGUCAAUCUACCGCAACAAGAUCGAGGACGUGCAGAAGAUGCUAGAGAAGAACCACGCCGGAUGCUACAAAAUCUACAACCUGUGCUCGGAGCGAAGCUAUAACCACAAGCGCUUUCCGUACUACUCUGUAUAUCCCUUCAAGGACCACAACCCACCGGAUAUCGAACUGAUCACUUCGUUUUGCAGAGACGUCGAUGAGCACCUGCGAGCGGACAGCAAGAAUGUGGUUGCCGUGCACUGUAAAGCUGGCAAGGGCCGGACAGGUACGAUGAUCUGCUGCUACCUUCUGUACAGCCGGCAGUUCAACACGGCGGGUGAGGCGCUUAACUAUUACGCACAGAGGCGCACAAGCGACAGUAAAGGUGUUACGAUCCCGUCCCAACGGCGGUACGUCGAGUACUAUGCCACCCUUUUGAGGAGCAACGAAACCUACCGACCGAUGACGUUAUACAUUUGCGAGAUCCGACUAAUACCCGCGCUCAGCAUCAAGGAGGGUACGAUCAACGUCACCGGCAACGAUCCCCAGUCACUGCCGGAGUUCAAACGAACCGACGACCACACGGCGGCCAAACUGGACUACUGCAUGCCCCUAGCCGGCGAUGUGAAAAUCGAGUUCGUAAAGAGCUCAGUUUUACGCAAGGAGAAGCGAUGCCAUUUUUGGUUCAAUACGUAUUUUGUGGAGAAGUCAGCGAGAAAAGACGCUGAUGGAAAUCUGUUGCUAGUGCUCAGCAAAUCAGAAAUCGAUGAUGCUCACAAGGAUAAGCACCAUAAGGAAUAUCCCAAUAAUUUUACGGUGGAGGUGGUAUUGCGAAGGGUACCGACGGGCAAAUAUUCGGAGAGUGUUAGUCUGAAAAAAUGCCAGUCGCCAACAGCCGUGACAACGUCCCCCCUGAUCAAAUGCGGCAUGGAAAACAAUCGGCAGCAGCAUAUUACCCCGCAGCAGAUACUGCUCCAGCAGCAGCAUCAAUCACCUCUGCAACUCCAGCAACAGCAUCCACCCCUUCUUCGACAGAUGAGCAGUGACCCGUAUCGACCAACGAUAAUCAAGCACCAGCAUAGUUAUAUUGAUGGGAACACUAACUCGGUGGUGUCCGGUGGUUUCCUGCAUGACCAACACCAUCACCUACAGCAGCAACAGCAGCAACAACAAAACCCACUGCCAACGCAUCAAAACAACCACCACAAUCACCACCACCACCAUCAUCAUCAUCACCACCAGCUGCAGCAGCUUCCCACACAACAGCGAGAGCUGAACUACCAAUCGAUGCAUGAAAACAACCAGCAGUAUCUGGAUGAGAACAAUCACUGUCUGGAGUACUCGGAAACGUCGAGCUCCGAGUCGUCGACGGAAGAGGAAGGAUGGGAUUCCGGGAACGCUGUCAGCAGCAUUCGCCGCCAUCACCUCACCACCAUAAACACCAACACGAACAGCAGCAACCGAAACGAUGAUGGCAACACUGUAAGUCAGAACAAUGGUGAUAACAAUCAACCACUUGCCGCCGUCCAUCACAACCAGUCUCACUCCCAACAACAACACCAUCAUCUCAAUCAUCAUCAUCGAUAUGAUGACGAUCCGAACGUUAUGGGUCCGACCGACGGCCACCAUCACAAGCUCAUCACAGACUUGCCGAUUGUCGGCCGAACGGCGACAGUCGCGGCUGUAGAAUCAAAACUGGCGACCGGUCCGAAAUCGCCGAUCAAAAAGUCGGCCUCGGCAGUGGAAACGGCGGUAACCAAUGCAGCCAACAAGCUAAACAACAAGCUGCGACGAAUGUCGUCCAAUGCGAUAUUUACCUUUAGUGCUCAUAACAGUAGUAACACUAACUGUAAGUCUCAAAAUAAACCUAGUACUAGUAGCAGUGUUAGUGGUAGUAGCAAUAAAUGUGAUAUGUUCAGUCUAUUGUCGCAAUCGGGUGCCCAGCAACAGCAACGUCUAUCGACAGCGAUAGACUCAAGCGAGAAAGUGUCGAACCCCUCAAGCCCGACUAAGACCACCCCUAUGAAAUCCAUCGGUCGUAGCAUUAGCAAUGAUCCAACCGCUUUGGCGGAGUCCCACCCGAGGCGCGACUCGCUCCCAUUGAUUGGUGGGCUGCUAUCGUCAUUCUCAUCUUCAUCAGUUUCAUCCUCCAAUUCAUCUUCCCUUUCAUCGUCCACGUUUGGCACUGGCAGCAGCACCACCAAUCACGGUCCAUCCGCGCAGGUGGGAGUCCCAAGCCAGCCCCAGAAGCACAGUAAACUGCACGCCCUUUUUUCGGUUAGCUCUUGCUACAACGGGUCGUCAGAUAACGACACCACCGUGAACAGUAGCGUGAAACGCAACGGUAGCCGUGGCGGUGGUGGUGAUGGUGAUGAUGAUCAUAAUAACGCGGACAUUGACGAAGACGAAAACGACGACAAUGACUACUGUGAACACAAUAGUAGUGACAGUAAUGCUGCUGGCAGCCGUCGUCGUCGGGGUGGCUGUGGUAAGUUUGACGAUGCUGGCAACAGUGACAGCGGUCGGAGUAGCACAGAGAUUGUGGUGCCCGAGGUCGUUAGUACCGGGCGUACUGCAACAGCAAACACGGACCUUAAAGAAGUGGUAUAAGCUGGAAAUUGUUUUUUAAAAUUGUUGUUGAGAUUUCAUACUCUGUUUGCCAGUGUUUCAGUGUCAAAGAACGAUGAUCUAAGAAUUAUUGGAUGUUUUACAAUUGGUUUGGCGGAAAUAACCAUAAUCACAAUUGGUUUGAAUUGCUUGCAUUUUUUUUCGUCUUUUGUUCUUUUUUGUUUGUCUUUGAUCGUAAAAGGACACAUUUACAUUGUUGAAACAGAUAUUGUUUAUAUAUUAUCAUCUGGAUGAAUAAAAAGUCGAUCUUAACAAGGUGUGAAGACAUUUGCGUCAUCUAUUUUAUAAUAAAUCGCAAUGAAGUCCCUGGAAGUGAUGCUCUUCAGCUCUGUUUUUUGAAUAAUGCUAAUCACUAAUGUUGGGCAAAGGCCCAACAUGGAUUUCGGAUAAAUGUACGGACACUUCGGCGGUUAGAUUUAGACUGGUUAUUUUAUUUCUUACUUUUACAGAGUUUGAUGUGGUUCGAAUGUUCUUGCCUUCGUGUGCAUUUGAUACUUGGUGCUUGGUAAGCACAAAAUGUGCUCCUCCGCAUGUGUGUCCUGCGCCGUCUGCUCAAACAGCGCUCGCAUGGUCCAGGCGGUUUCUCCGCAGCGCCCCUUCCAGUUGUUGUAGUCGCUUGGCGUUCCUCCGCCAGUGGUAAAUGAUGAUGGCGAUUAUUAUCGCCACGAUAAAUGCGCCGUCCACGGAAUAGGACGCGACAUCGUGCAUGGUGAUUGAAUUCUCCACUUGUCACUGCCGAACAUUGUGUGUUUAGAUUACGGACGAUUUCUUGGAACUCGCUUUGUUCCAUACAUUGUAGUGCGUUUUAUUACGCCGCGGAGGCCGAUAAUUGCUGAUGUAGGUCUCCAUCGUGUGAACAUUAUUUCUUAGUCGUCAGCAGAUGCCUACGUAGGCCAUUGAUUUAUAGGGUCGUUUCCUAUUCUGAUUUUGUACACUUCCAAGCUCUUUCGUCGGCUCACUAUUGAUCGUCACGAUAUCGUCCCAGUGUGAUCCUCGCAAGGCUAGCUUUAUCAAGAUCGAUCGAGCUAAACGUGGACUUCGACAACUUUUGUUAGAAAUUAACGUAGUGGCGUUUUGCAUCUUCGCGUCAGUGCAAGCUCUGUACUGAAUUUGCUUUGUGCAUAUCCUGAGAAUGCAAUCUGAAACAAGAAACACCCGUUCAGUAUGGCGAAAUAGAAUUGACGGUUUGCCGCAGCAAAGGCUUUGUACUGCUUCAUUUUCUUUUUUCCUCUGAACAGAAUGAUGCACGAUGGUUAGCUGCGGUUUUUUUGCAAUGGUAUUGAUAUUGUUGCUCGUUCCCGACUAGGAGCACAGAUAGAACCAUCCAGAACGCAGGAUUUUCAUUUUGAUAUUGCUUGACGUUUUUCAAUUGUACAAUGGUUUGUAUCUAUUUAAUAAUUAUCUUCUUUAUCGUGUUGAAUAGAGAAAACAUUUGCAAUCGUCAUUCGGUGUUCGGAAUCUUCCUUUUUUUCAUUACAUGUUCAAUUUUUAUAUUUUCAUUUUGAAUUAAGUCCUAUGUUAAAAGGUCACAAAUGUCACAAUAUGAAUUUAGAUACUUGUAAACAAAUUACCAUCAUUAUGAUAAAGAGUUUUCAUCCGUGUCAACUAUAUUUUCUGCGUGAAAAUGGAGGCAUUCCAGUCAACAAAGUGUCUUGAUUUUUGUGUUUAAUUCGAAGAAGCGACCGAAGUGCGUCAAAUGAUUGUUGAUACUUAUGGUGGAAUCGCUAUUAGUGAAAGAGCAUGUCGAUUGAAUGAUUACAGCGCUUUAGUGAUUGGAGAUUUUUAUAUCGAUACCCAGAAAGGUGUGGGAAUGCUGAAAUGGAGGUACUUCUUCAUGAGAAUUCACGUCCACAGGGACUAAGCUAUGUCGUACCAUUUACGAAUUUUGGGAAUGGGCCAAAAGCACAGGAAGUGGGUUUCGAAUUGAAGCCCAGAGAAGUGACACUUUCUUUGUUUGCUUGCGAACAACCGCUCCAACGUUAAAAAAAUGGAUGGGUUUUAUGCAUCGGAUCGGUUAACGGGGAAGCACAAAUCACAAAUCAUCGUUACCGAGGUCAUCAACAAACAUCGACUGUCAAGCCACACAUCCAUGAUUUGAAGCUGAUACUGUGUAAUUGGUGAGACUAGCUCGGUGUUGUAUGUUUUGAACCGUUGAAAAAAAAAACACAAAAAAAACGACCACAAUGUGUGCAAAAAUAGUGAUAAUGCUAUUUUGUGGCACGACAAUGCUCAGCCAUAUGUGGCGGAAGUCGUUAAAAUUUACCUGGAAACACUCCAACGGAACGUCCUAACACAACCACGAUAUUUUCCAAAUAUUGUUCCUUCCCUAACUACGUUGGGAUGAUGCAUGGCCUGACUGAGCAGAACUUACGAGAAGUCCGAAAAUUGAGUAGAUCGUGGAUCGUUUCGAAAUACCAGUAUUUCUUCUGGUGAAGAAUCCGAGCAGCGAUCGACGAUAAAGGAGAAAGACCAAUUCAAUGCCAAAUCAGCCGGAAAACAGUCGUUUUUGUCGCGACGUUUUUGUACGUACGACAAAAUUGUUGGGAAAUUAAAACAAAAAAAUCUAAAAAAAUCAUUCGUGAUUAAAACUGGUGAUAUAAUAAUGAACACUGAUUUCGAGGAGCUCUCACCAUGAGUACAAAGUUUAAAAAAAUCAGAGAGGAUCAGGGCAGCGGCUGGCUGAUUUUUGUAAUACAUAAUUCAAAUGUUGCCAUAAAACGGCGAACUUCAGUUAACGAGACAUGAGAUCAUGGCCGUUUGUAUUAUUUUUGAAGAGUCAAUAUUUUUAUACAUAGCAUAUCAACGAAAAACAAGUAUUUUUGAAAUUUGGAUAUUUCGUGUAGGAAAAGUCUCAAAUUUGUAGCAACAUUCGUUGCGCGUCCGUUUACUAAGCGAACGAUCAUGAGUUCAAAACUUAGGGCCUUCAUUCGAUAAUCUGUGUGAGUUAAUGAAGAUGUGCUAGUUGAAAAAGCUACGUCCACGUAACAAUCAUCAAUUGACGGUGAUUUUUUCUCCUGUUGGUUGUGAACACUUCGUCCAUUAUUUUAAACUAUUGUGGUAUACCCCUUUUUAUAUUACACUUCAAGCUUAUCUACUACUUAUUGAUAAAGGAGUAGACUGAAAGCUAUAGCGAAAUAGGUGCCAAUCAGGAAUAAUCUGUUUGAUAAAAUUUAUAAUCCUGAUCGGCGACGCAGACCAAAUUUCCUUUAUACCUCCGCAGUUACAGAACAAAUGUCCCGAGGUAUCGCUUUCGGCAUUACAAAAGCGACAUGGUUUUUGAGAUGGUAUUUACUCGAGCAUUGUCCUGUUACAAGACCAGUGAAUGUGCUGAAGUCUUUCCUUCUAAGGCUUAGCAGCUGUUGAGUUAUUUUAAUACUCGGCGUAAUAAUUUUUUUCGCCUGUUUAAGUUUUGCAACCAUCCAAUUGGCUGUCACUUCCCGGUCUUCCCAUUUUUUCAGCUCACUUUUCAACACACAGUCAGAAAGUCCACAGAAUGGUUCUGGACCAGUGAAUGGUGAGUUUGAGCCGUUCCUGGCAAGUUCAUCUGCUCGCUCGUUGCCCUCUAUACCGCCAGGCCAGGAAUCCAGUACAAUUGUACCGACAUAUCUGACUUAAUUGCCGUGAAAAGGAAAUGCAUUCCCAGACGAUUUUUGAAGAACAUUCAAAAGCAUUUAAAGCUUUAAGUGCCGCUUGACUGUCUGAGAAUAUGCAGAUGUUAGCAUGUCUAUAUUUUCUUUUGAAGCAGACAUUUAAACAUUCUAUUAUUGCAGUUAUUUCUGCCUGAAAAACUGUUGGCCAGCUUCCCAUAAUCACAGAGAUUUUUGUUCUGGGACCAUACACUCCGGCACCUGUUCUGAUUCCCAUUUUCGACUCAUCGGUGUAGAACAUGAUUGAACCAUUACGAACGUUGGGGCCACCUCCUAGGUUCCUUCCAAUCACUGUUCUUCUCUGAGGCUGGUCCAAUGGGUAAGAGAUUCAGGAUGCUCAAGUGACCAGUUUUGUCCCCGUCUAGUAUUUUUGUUUAGCCUCUAGCUGAACAUAUUGGUUCAAAUGUACCAGGUGAAGGAUAGCCUCCAAUGCCUUUGAAGGAGUGCUUCGCAACGCAUGGAGUUUGUUUAGCUUUUGUGUAGCUACAGUCUGCUUAGUCUUUGGCCACCAUACAAGUGAGGCGUAGGUUAUCCUAGGCCGCACAAUUGCAGUGUAGACCCACAUAACCAUUUUUGGUUUAAGCCCCAUGUUCUUCCUAUCAUUUUAGAGCAUGCCCAUAGGGCUGAGUUGGCCUUGCUGGUUAUUGAAUCUAAGUGCGCUUUCCAGUUUAGUUUAGCAUCUAAGAUAACACCUAGAUAUUUCACUGAAGCGCUGCUUUUUAUUUCCUCUCCCCCAAGAUGUAAAGACUGCAGAUGCAGUUUUUUUUCUUUUUGGUGAAUGGAAUAAUUGUUGUUUUUGAGGGAUUUACGCUCAUACCUUCUGUGAUACACCAAGAUUGUGUAAAGUUUAAGGCCAUCUGCAUUCUGCUCGAUAAUACAUCGUCGAACAUGCCACGUACCAUUAUGACUAGAUCAUCGGCAAAGCCCACAACCUCGAAUCCUUUUACCUCUAAACUUAUCAGAAGGUUGUCAACUACAAGUGAUCGAAGGAGAGGUGAUAGAACCCCUCCUUGUGGACAACCUUUCGUUGCAAUCACAGAUGUCAAUGAGCCGCCCAGCUCCGAGGUGAUUCGUCUGUGUGUGAGCAUGCCCUGGAUCCAUUGGACUAUGCAGUCAUCGAAGUGUCUUUUUCUCAUAGCUUGUGCCAUUGAUAGAUAAGAAGCACUAUCAAAGGCACCGUCGUUUCAAGAAACGCGCAUAGAGCGGUUUCUUUUGACGAGAGAGAUUUUUCAAUUUUUGGGCCCUAUUCCAGAAAACGAGACGAGCAAAAACGGCUUCAGUCACUGUCGAGACGAGCAAAAUAUCCCAGUACACGAGUUUCAAUGAAAUGAUUUAUUUGGUAGACUGGAGAGACUUCAGUCAGUUUUUCUCGGUAUGAUCAGUGAUGUCAGAUGAGAAGACAUGUUUUUGUUUUGAGAAAAACAACAAAAAAUUUUAAAAUUGAUCAAUCGAUACUCUUUUCUCAUUGCCAAAAUAUUAAAAAAAAAACCUAACAAAAAGGAAUAAGCUGGCGUCGUUGGGAUUUUCUGAGGCGAAAAAUCUCUGGUUACGUCUUCCUUCGGAGCGGAAGUAAAAGAAGUUGGCCCGGCUCAUGAGUUGUUGAGUCUGAUAGGUAGGAACAGGUGGAGUCGCCUCCCUGAUGUCGGUGAUUGGCACUAAAGUGGCGGAAAUAGGCCGACGAAAAAUAAGCGAAGAUAAAAAAAAAAAAUAAAAAAAAGGAAUAAGUUUCAUAUAUCUUUUGGUUUCAUUGAUAUUUUUCCUCGAGCAUAUGGUUUCAUCACUCAGACGUUUUGUUAUUAUUGUUUUAUUGGGGGCAAUGUUUGUUCAUCUAAUCAACGAUUUAUCAAGAAAAGUUAUAAAUCUAUACAUAUGUAUUUCCAAUAAAGUAGUUGUAUUGAAUUACUCAUUUUCGUUCAAUAUGUGAAGACUCUUUUCGUGCCAUGUAAAUAUAUUCAAAACAGUCAUCUAGCAUUCCUGGAUAUGAGUUCAAUGUUUACAUUUGGUUGUGUUGUUUGGAAGAGGCCCAUUUGAAAAUCUGUAAAAUCUUGCAAUUAUUGAAUUGAAUUUGAUGGUUGCAGUUGAAAACAUACAUUGCUUAUGCAAUACUAGUUUAGCCGUGAAACCAUUUUUGAAGAUAAAGGCGGAGCAGUAGAAUACCGAAGAGUAAUACACUUUUGCCGAAAAGGCGAUAAUGAACAUGUACACAAUCGAAAAAGGUUCUGUUACAGCUGAAACUUUAAUAAGCCUAAAUAAAAUGGACAAAGUGGAUUAAACACCUAAGGUCUCUUAUUGCGCUAACGCCGGCGCUGUAAUUAAUGUUCCUCGCCAUCUGGCGGCUGCGCUUAAGGGAGUAUUCUAGUGUAGAGACAUGAAUUUCGGACGUUUUUUCGAGCUUCGUAAAAAUAAACCAAAGAAUAUUUGAAUUAUUUUGCUAUCUAUUUUUUAGCAAUAAAACAAAAAUUGAACGGAAAAAAUAUAUUCAUAAUCAGAAUAGUUACAAGCCGAUGAAGUAAGGCGUUGUGCUAUGGCGUACACGGUUCCAGCCCUUCUGGUUAUCUGAAACAAAAAAAACGACCAGAUUCUGAAUCAGUAAAGAUGUCGCUAUCGCAUGAACAAGUCAAAAAUAUGUUUUUUGACAAAAUAGGGACUGUUUGAAGGAAAAAAUGCGGUUUAAAAUGUUAUUUCUUACGUUUCCCGAUUUUUUAAUAAAUGGUGAAAUUUUAAAAUAUCAUUUCAUGCGAUAGAGAGAUGCAUGCAGAUUGUAUUCGUAUAAAUUCGACAUGAAUCGGUUCAGUAGAACUGGAAAUAUCGUGUACGCCAGCUUGAAAAAAAAAAAAUAGUUCCGAGAACAACGUGUUUGAAGUUUAUUUUUAUGACCGUCCCAGGUUAGAUAUCGCAUCCCUAAAUUGUGUCUAACUCGGUUAAUAAUAGAAUUUUCGAAAAGUCCUCCCAACCGUUUAUUUUUGAAUGCCUAAACUUCAUAAAUAUGAAGAAUUUUUUUUUUAUUAUUUCAAAUUUCUAGACUAGAAUACAGGGAAACUUCGUUAUAACGUACAUUUCUCUUUCAAAAUUAUAUGUUGUAUCGAAUUGUACGUUAUAUCGAAGCAUAACAAAGAUACCAGGAACAUAACUUAUAUUACUUUAUUGUGUUGCUGUUUGGGUAGGGUUAGUAAAUAUUGACGAUGAUGUUUCCCUCCAUACUGUUGAUUAAAACUUGAUUCAUUUAGAAUCCGGAAUAAAAAAAAACCAGUUGUAUCUCGAGAUUGGUUAAAGUUACAAAAAUAUUCUUAUGUAACAGACAAUUGACCAAUAUUGUUCGAUUGGGCGGAAUUGGGGGAAUUCGUAGGAUUGAUAUCUUUUUUAAUGUAAUUGAUCCCAUUGUCACGGUACCACUCUCGACUGUGGUGGCAGCUUGCCAAAUCUGGCCAAAACUUCACCGGAAGUUUCUGUAGGCAUUCUCUCCUACACAUUUUCGUGUCCAUUGUCAUGUUUGUGACGAGAACAUUGGUUUUCUGUCUACAGCUGCAAAUCUCUCACCAAAUCAAGAACUUCCUGGGAACAGUCCAAAAUACAUCUUCACGUACGUUUCGUCAUCCAUUAGCAUGCAUCCUUCGUACUUCGUCAAAACCUUGUUGUACAAUUUUCGAACGCGUCUAUCGCCCACCAGGUUAUGCUUCAGCGUUCUGUUUGGUUGGUUUCAGGCACAGAAAUAACGAUUUUACAUAUGGAUUAUCCGGAUGGUACUUUGGUUAAAGUUAUGUUUGUAGCGUUGUCCUAGUCCGAGAGUCCCGGGUUUGCGUUAAUUAUAUCAAUACCUUCAACCUCAGCUUCCGAUCGUAUGUUCCAUUAAGAUGCGUUCUCUGAUCCAUCGGAACAACAGUCGCACGUUCACGAAAUGGUUUCAACAGAUCAUACAUUGUCGAUUUAGCUACCUUCAGCGAUUUCGCAAUUUAAGUAUGUGACCAUAUCAAAUUUCCAAUGAAGGUGUCCAAAAUCAAAUUUAUUCUCUCGGCAUCCAUCCUGCACAACUUUAUUAAAACAAAACGGAUCAACUGAAAUUUUCACCGUUGAAAGAUACAGUUCUUUUUCCAAACAAUUUGAUGUCAAAAUAUAUGAUAUACGCCUACUACGACCGCCACUAUAAAAUGAACAAUUCCAGAUUCUAACUGAAUCAAACCUUAAGGGUAAAUAGAUAAAAUGACAGUUUGCAUCUUCAUUAUUCAGCAUAAGUGUUCAAGCCAUAUUGAAGAGCAUGUAUUACAAAAAUGCUAAUUUCGAAUGAAUGUCCCGAUUAUGGGCUACGGUUACAGACAAGCGACUAUAAACAGCUUGUUCACAAUGCACAAUACAUAGAUAGAUUGUUUUUAUGAGAUUUCCAAUGCUCUAAUUGAAAUUCGAGUACCUAUACCCGAGCCACUAAGUGACCUUUGUUGAACCUGUGAGAUUGACAUGAAACUCCUAGUACCUAUUCCGAAAAGAUUUUUUCCACAUUGAAAAUGUGUACGUUAUAUCGAAGUUCCCCUGUACUGCCUUAAUUGUUUUCGUUCUAUAAGACGGAACCUUUUCCACUGGGUUAUCGUUCGAUGUUCUUACGACAUACGACAUUCCGAGCCCAUUGUAAUUGCCCGAUUUUCGCUGAGCGGAUGAGUGAUUUUUCUAACAGCAGAUUUUGAAACUUGUGGUUUAUUCGCCUUCACGUCCCAUCUUCCAUUUGCACUCCACCGUAGAUGAUACACAACAUCUUACAUUCGGAGACAGUAAGGGCACGUUGAUCCUCUGUGUCCGUAGAAGGCUAUCGGUCCAAUCAAUGUCUUGUAGAUGGUUAGCUUCGUUCGACGGCGAACUCUAUUCGUUCUUAGCGUCUUCCGGAGGCCAAUGUAAGCACGGUUUCCUCAACCACAGGAGUACUUCAAAUGAUGCCAAGGCACGUUGUAUUCGCGACAUUUCUGCAGAACCUCUCGAACCGAGAACCUCUAGUGCAGCGCUCUCAUCAGUGCAUGACCGCCGCAUUUCAACAGUUCAUUAGGUCGUUGUUCAACUCCAACUGUUUUCUUCAGUUUUUCUUCAGUCGACCAAACUACUCCUCAACAUCCUUCAUAUCGGGGGCCGGUACUCGGUCAUCUUCCGCACGUACCCCUAACUCUGUUACCAUGCCUCCUUCGUUUUCUGCUACAUCCCCGUUGUGGUGCUCGUUGAAGUACUGCCUCCACUUUACGAGGUUACCGUACAAGUCCCUGCACAUGUCGGCUUGUGGCACGUAAGCUUUGCGCGAACUGUUUAGCCUCUCGUAGAACUUUUGUGUAUCAUUGCUACGAUUUUGAUCUUCCUGUUGGCGCUUUUUCUUUCGGAGGGCCGAGUUUUGACCAUCGUGCACAUCUCUGUUUAGAGUCCUACGCUGACAUUAGGACAAUGAUCAGCCACCUAACCAGAGGUUACCAUAUCUUCACUAUGGUUAAUUAAAAUCUUCACACUAAUUCGAUCAAACAAGUUGAACUCUAAAAUCAAUGGGGACGAUAACGAUCACCAUAACCUUGGGAUAGAUGCAAUUAGACCUUGUGUAAGGGGGUUAAAUAUUACCGUCAAAUCACAUUUUCUCGGUGUCGCGAAGACGGCUGAUUGGGGGACAUAGACAUUGGAGGAUAGCUGAAUUCACGCCAUAUUUUUCCCUAUGCAGACUACUGCGUGCUUUGUUUGUUUUCGCUUUUUACAAAUACAGUCACUUUUAUACCGUUUUUCGGCGCUAACGCAGCUUACGACUCACCCGCUGGGUCAUAUUGCACUUGGAUGUUCGGACAUGUGUUAUAAUUGGCUUCUUUGAGAAAUUGAAAAAUUCUAAUUUGUUUGUGAAAUUCGUAUUUGUGGAUCAUUCGCUUGCGGGUAAUCAGUGCUCUACUGUAUACAGAAUGAACAUUGCAAUCGACAUUACGAUCCAUAGCACUUGUUAAGAACAAAUAUAUAAACAUUAUCUCAGUAAUAGAUUGGAUUCUGCCAGAACCUCUCCCAAAUCUCAUCGAUUGACACUGUGACACUGCGAACGAAGAUGUUCCCACGAAUCCCAUCUCAGAGGGGGUACAAAUCUGAAACGUUCGACUUUUUCUCGUGUGUGCCAGGUAUAAGCUGUUGCUGGGUGGGUGAUUACGGGCCCGAUGAUUUCAUGUGGCAAAGAAAUAUGAAUGAACAAAUAAGUAAAAAAAUACAAAUAAAUAAGCGCGAUUUGUGAUAAACUGAUAGAGUACGAAUUUAUAGCCAGUGUGGAAAUACAGAAAAAAAACCUUAGAGCUUGGCUUUUUUUAAAAAGAAUAUUGUUAAAGGAUCUAGAUCGGCUGACGCAUAUAUGUAUUCAUUUGACCUACUUUCAAAGGUACGUUCCGGGAGGUUCAUUACUACUUUAAUAUUACAGACCGAUAUUUGGUUCACGCUUGCCAUGCAUCGUGUUAAAUGAUAAUCGUGCCAAAAUCCAUUGCUGAAGACGCCCUUUCUAUAGUUCACAACGCAAGCGUUGAGCAUCGACAGCAUUUUUACUACACGGAACUAACAAUAGUAAAAACUAUUAUUUUUUAAACUCUGUGCCCAAGGCCAAUUGCUACAAUCCUUAAUGUGAACCGGAACUUAUAUUUAUAUCGCUAAGCGAUCAACACGUGAACCCAAUAAACAACAGUAAUGUAUUAACUCACCUUAGAAUUUGGGUAUCGUGUCUAAAUUUAUCGAUAAAAGGUUAAAAAAAAUUGCAUCUGUCGAACAUAUACAAACAUCAUAUAGCCAGUAAAAAUCUUAGGUCAUUUUAGCAUUGGAUGUACCUUUUCUUAAUGAAAACCAACUGUUUCUAGUGAUUCAAAAACAAAAAGAAAACACAAACGCAAAAAUAACACAUUAGGCACUAGAUGUAUAUCCGAUGUUUCAAUGUAUGCAAAACACAGACAGUGAUGAGAAAAACAUUCAAUAAUAGUAGCCGUACUAUAGCAAAUCCCAUCAAUCCCCUCACACCACACCUACGAUGUCCAAUAGAAUGAUGGUGUACUUCACCGAUGCGAACACUGAGAAGAAAAAUAUAAAAAGUACAAAUAAAUGUUAAGUAAGUGAUAAA